AUCUCUAUGUUUAAAUUUUCUUUGUUGUCUCAGCCAAAUGUCUGACAUACUGACAGUAACACCAGCGUACCAGCUUCACUUCAUUAGAUCAUCUAAUGUAUAUUCAAACACAUAGUUAAUGCAGUGUAUAGAUAUUUUAAGGUAUCUAGAUAUUAGCUUAAUAUGGAGAGUGGUAAAGAUGUUCUUGUGUUUGCAGUCAAUGGGAAAAGAUAUGAAGUUUCAUCUGAUUCAUUACAUCCAUCCACUACUUUACUUGACUUCUUGCGUUCUCAUACCCCUUUAAAGAGUGUCAAACUUAGCUGUGGUGAAGGUGGUUGUGGUGCUUGUGUUGUUUUACAAUCUACUUAUGACCCGGUGAACAAACAAGUUGAAAGUUACACGGUUAAUGCAUGCCUCACACUUGUUCAUAGUGUAAAUUAUUGUGCAAUUACGACGACUGAAGGACUUGGAAAUAGCAGGGAUGGUUUUCACCCAAUUCAUGAGAGGUUUGCUGGUUUUCAUGCUUCUCAGUGUGGUUUCUGUACUCCUGGGAUGUGUGUCUCACUCUUUUCGGCACUUGUCAAUGCGGAAGAUAAGAAGGGGCCUGAUCCUCCUACAGGGUUCUCCAAACUCACUGUUGAUGAAGCUGAAAAGUCUAUAGCAGGGCAUUUCUGCCGUUGUACUGGAUAUCGACCCAUUGCAGAUGCUUGUAAAAGUUUUGCUUCUGAUGUUGAUAUGGAGGAUUUGGGAAUUAAUUCAUUCUGGAAAAAAGGAGAGAGUGAUGAGGCUAAAAUCAGUAAAUUGCCUUUUUAUAAUCCAAAAGAUGACAUUUGUGCCUACCCCGAAUUUCUAAAAGUUGAAGUGGAUGCUGCAAUGUGCCUAAAUGUUAACGGAAAAUCUUGGCAUAGUCCUCUCACUCUUAAGGAGCUUGAAAGCUCCAUCGAAAUAGACAUGGCUGCCGAUGGUACACAGACUAGGUUAGUAGUUGGUGAUACAGGUAUGGGCUAUUACAAGGAACUGGACCACUAUGAGAACUACAUUGAUCUGAAGAAAGUUCCUGAGCUCUCAUCUAUUAGAAGGGACCAUACUGGCAUUGUAAUUGGUGCAGCUGUCACAAUUUCUCAUGCUAUUUUAGCUUUGGAUGAAGAAACCAAAGGUGUGCAGUCUUUUGAGGGGAAGCUAAUCUACAAGAAAAUUGCGAGCCAUUUAAAGAAAAUUGCUACAGAGUCUGUCAGAAACUCAGCAAGCAUAGGAGGGAAUUUGGUUAUGGCACAGCGAUUUUCUUUCCCUUCAGAUAUUGUAACUAUACUUCUUUGUGUGGGUUCAAAAGUUAAUUUAAUGACAGAUCUGAGACAUGAAAAUCUUACUUUAGAGGAGUUCUUGUCAAGGCCUUCAUUGGACCAACGAAGCGUGCUUUUGAGUAUCCAGGUACCAUGUUGGGGGUCAUUAACAUAUAAUUUCUCCAGUGAAAAUAAACCUGAAACUAGGUUGUUGUUCAAAACAUAUCGUGCAAGUUCUAGGCCGCUUGGAAAUGCAUUACCUUAUCUUAAUGCUGCUUUUAUCGCUGUUGUGUCUUCAACUGAUGAUGGAGUUGUUAUCAAAGAGAUUCAGAUGGCUUUCGGUGCUUUUGGCACCAAACAUGCAAAAAGGGCAAGCGCGGUGGAGAACUACUUAGCAGGGAAAGUUUUAAGUGUUGGUGUUCUUUAUGAAGCUGUGAAACUAAUUAGAGACGAUGUGGUACCUGAAAAAGGAACUUCAGAUGCUCUAUAUCGUUCAAGCUUGGCAGUGUCGUAUCUUUUUCAGUUUCUGUAUCCCAUGGUUGAAACUGGUACCAUAUUUUCCAACAGCUGGUUGACUGAAAACACUGAAUUAGAUUCCAAAAACAACAAUAAAAAAGUGGACAACAAGUACCCUAGAAUUCAGAAACCAACAAUACUGUCUUCUGGAAAACAGGUGAUACAAUCAAGCAAAGAGUAUUAUCCAGUUGGUGAACCAAUCACAAAGUCUGGUGCUUGUAUUCAAGCUUCUGGUGAAGCUGUCUAUGUCGAUGACAUUCCUGCACCAACAAAUUGCCUUUAUGGUGCAUUUAUUUAUAGCACAAAGCCUUUGGCAAGGGUGAAGAACAUCAGAUUCAGUUCCAAUUUGCUACCAAAUGGAGUAUCUUCUAUUAUAACUUGCAAUGAUAUCCCACGAGGAGGUCAGAACAUAGGGGUAAAGAGCAUGCUUGGUACAGAAACAUUAUUUGCCGAAGAUCUUAUCGAGUCUACUGGUCAGCGGGUUGCAUUAGUGGUUGCAGAUACACAAAAACAUGCAGAUAGGGCCGCGUCCCUGGCUAUUAUUGAUUAUGACACUGAAAAUCUUGAAGCGCCAAUUUUAACUGUUGAAGAGGCUGUUGAAAAAUCAAGCUUCUUUGAAGUCAUUCCCUUCCUACGUCCAACGCAGGUUGGAAAUUUCUCAAAAGGCAUGGCUGAAGCUGAUCACAGUAUUCUCUCCACUGAGAUCAGGCUUCCGUCACAAUAUUACUUUUAUAUGGAAUCGCAAACUGCCCUUGCUAUCCCAGACGAGGACAACUGCUUAGUAGUGCACAGUUCAAGUCAGUGCCCUGAAUUUGCUCACAAAACGAUAGCAGUAUGUCUUGGUAUUCCUGAAAAUAAUGUUCGUGUAAUUACAAGAAGGGUUGGAGGAGGCUUUGGCGGCAAGGCAUUCAAAUCUAUGCCAGUUGCAGCAGCAUGUGCACUUGCAGCCCACAAAUUGUGUCGUCCUGUUAGGAUGUAUCUUAAUCGCAAGGCUGACAUGAUAAUGGCUGGAGGACGGCAUCCGAUGAAGAUAACAUACAGUGUUGGUUUUAAGUCUAAUGGGAAGAUUACAGCUCUGCACCUUGAUAUUUUAAUUAAUGCAGGUUUUUCCCCAGAUGUAAGUGUCAUAAUUCCAGGGAAUCUGAUCGGUGCCCUUAAAAAGUAUGACUGGGGUUCUUUAUCUUUUGACAUAAAGCUAUGCAAGACAAAUCAUUCCAGUAAAUCUGCAAUGCGAGGACCUGGAGAGGUUCAAGGGUCUUAUAUUGCGGAGGCUGUAAUAGAACAUGUGGCAUCCACUCUUUCUAUGGAGGUGGAUUCUGUUAGAUACCGAAAUCUUCACACAUAUGACAGCCUAAAAUUGUUUUACGAGCUAAGUGCAGGAGAACUUGUAGAGUAUACUCUGCCUUCUAUCUGGGAUAGAUUGGCGGUGUCAUCAUGCUUUGAACAAAGGACUGAAAUGAUUAAAUUAUUUAACAAAAAUAAUAUAUGGAGGAAAAGGGGACUAUCUCGUGUUCCUGUUGUGAUGAAAGUAAUGCAAAGACCAUCCCCUGGAAAAGUGAGCAUUCUUUCAGAUGGAUCUGUUGUUGUGGAAGUUGGAGGGAUUGAGCUUGGGCAGGGGCUAUGGACAAAGGUAAAACAAGUGACUGCAUAUGCUCUCAGUUCGAUCCAAUGUGAUGGAACUGCUGACCUCGUGGAAAGGGUACGGGUUGUGCAAUCAGAUACUUUGAGCUUAAUUCAAGGGGGAAUUACUUCUUCGAGCACUACGUCUGAAUCAAGCUGUGAAGUGGUUAGAAUUUGCUGCAACAUCCUGGUCGAACGACUUGUCCCUCUUAAGGAGAGGCUGCAGGUUCAAAGGACUUCUUUAGACUGGGAGUCUUUAAUUCUUCAGGCACAUUCAGGAGGUCUAAGCUUGUCAGCAAGUUCGUAUUUUGUACCUGACUCCAUUUCUAGACAGUACUUGAAUUAUGGGGCAGCAGUAUGUGAGGUGGAAAUAGACAUGUUAACUGGAGAAACCACUAUCCUCCAAGCAGAUAUCAUCUAUGAUUGUGGGCAAAGUAUGAACCCUGCUGUAGAUAUGGGACAGAUUGAAGGAGCUUUUGUUCAAGGAAUUGGAUUCUUCAUGUCUGAAGAGUACCUUACCAAUUCAGAUGGAUUGGUGGUUUCGGAUAGCACAUGGACAUACAAGAUACCAACAAUAGACACCAUCCCCAAACAGUUCAAUGUUGAGGUACUCAACAGCGGACACCAUGAGAAACGUAUUCUCUCAUCUAAGGCUUCGGGUGAGCCACCGUUACUUCUGUCAGCUUCUGUACACUGUGCCACAAGAGCCGCGAUUAAGGAAGCCAGAAAGCAGUAUCAUGCUUGGAGCAGUUUAGUUACGUUUGAUUCAAUGUUUGAUCUGGAUGUUCCUGCUACAAUGCCUGUUGUCAAGCAACUUUGUGGAUUGGAUAGUGUUGAGAUUUACUUGCGAAGGUUGCUCUCAACUUCCGGAAAGAAUUAAUCAGCUUUCAUAAUUUUCACUUAUAAUCAUACUUGGGUUUGUGUCAGAAAAUUCGAAUAAGAUUCGAGAUCGAGUUCAUCUAUGCAAUCACAUCAGGUCACUGCAUAUACAUUAAUUUGACUUCUACAAGACACGACACCCCUUGUGUUUAUUUCAUGGGGAAAUAUUAAUAAAGAUUUUAUUAUGUAAUCCAUAUUCAAUUGUUGAAAUACAUUGUAAAGUCUUUUUGAGCAUAAAUAGAGUGAGUCUUGAUUACGUGUUUAUCA
Daucus carota subsp. sativus is the source of this 4541-nucleotide messenger RNA. Its product is annotated as abscisic-aldehyde oxidase. The transcript has 10 exons. Lineage: Eukaryota; Viridiplantae; Streptophyta; Magnoliopsida; Apiales; Apiaceae. Bases 163 to 4275 code for a protein of 1370 amino acids. The record is from RefSeq and is a predicted model, not a curated record. Gene Ontology annotation, molecular function: FAD binding; 2 iron, 2 sulfur cluster binding; iron ion binding.